AAAAUAAAUAUAUUUGUAAAUGAGUGACCCUUUUUGGUAUUUUUCCAAUACAGUCAUCACUCUCCAUCCCAGUAGGUGGCGGAAAGGCACCAACGGAUGGUUUGACAACCAACGAAGCUGGAGUAGUAAAAGAAGACGACAAAGACAACAACAACAUCAUGGUGAUGAGGUGUAUUUUAGGCUGCUCCCCUCCCCAAACCCUCUUCCCUAUCCCGAAGGUGCCCUGGCUGCGCGUCCGCUGGCUGCAGUUUCUGCACUUCGACGACGGAGGCGUCACGGAGAACACGCGUCUGUGCGCGCGGCACUUCACGCAGGACAGCUUCAAGAACUUCCGGCAGCACGAGAUGGGCUUCGUGAAGCUGCUGCUGCUGUCGGACACCGCGGUGCCGUGCGUCUACACGGUCGGGGCGUCGCCGGGCGCCAAGCCUCUCACACGGGACGUGGGCUGCCAGUGUUCCCCCACACCGGUGAAGAAGAGCACCGCGGUGCAGGCGACGCGCUCCACGCCCAAGCCCAAGCGACGCAGCAAAGCGGUCCAGGUGAAACCCCCCAUCCUCUCUAUUGGGAUGUCCUGCCUCACGGAGCAUCCGGGUCCCGGCCUCGAUGAAACGUGUUCUCCAAAAAACAAGAGGCCGCGUGUUAAAGAGGAAGAUGGUGAGAUGGAGGAGAGCGGCUCGAGCUGCACAGAGGAAUCAACAGCAGCAGCGUCUGACCUCACCUACCAGUCUGAGGACAGCGACACAUCACUCUGUGCUGCUCACUACUAUGAUGGAAGUGCGGAUUGGGAAUAUCUCAGCUGAAGAUGGCCAGAGUUCAGAAGAGUGAAUCCUUUUCAUCAGAACAACAGCACAGAUAUGCAGCUAUGUGGACACACGCAGGCCUCCGGACACACACAGCCUGACUGCAGCGAUUCAUCUGCGUGUUGAGUGAGAGUGAACAGUGCGAGGGGAAACUGUGUGUAACCUUCCUUGAAGAUUGUAAAGUUCUCCACGCACCCCUCGCCCACAGUAUUGUGUGUGUGUGUGAUAUACACUCACCUAAAAGAUUAUAAGGAACACCUGAUUAAUGCAAUUAUCUAA
This is a messenger RNA of Pimephales promelas (fathead minnow), 1079 nucleotides long. RefSeq lists its product as uncharacterized. Gene Ontology annotation, cellular component: nucleus. NCBI's taxonomy places the organism in Eukaryota, Metazoa, Chordata, Actinopteri, Cypriniformes, Leuciscidae. Gene Ontology annotation, biological process: regulation of transcription by RNA polymerase II. Gene Ontology annotation, molecular function: DNA-binding transcription factor activity; RNA polymerase II cis-regulatory region sequence-specific DNA binding. The record is from RefSeq and is a predicted model, not a curated record.